This is a messenger RNA of Homarus americanus (American lobster), 1253 nucleotides long. RefSeq names its product hemicentin-2-like. The coding region runs from base 24 to 1253 and encodes 409 amino acids. The transcript is spliced from 9 exons. The record is from RefSeq and is a predicted model, not a curated record. NCBI's taxonomy places the organism in Eukaryota, Metazoa, Arthropoda, Malacostraca, Decapoda, Nephropidae.
UGGGGGUGACCGGGCUGGUGGGCAUGAGGGCUCAGCUGCCGUGUCGCUUCCAGCCGCGCACCCCGGGAGACAGACCCAAGUUGGUCCUCUGGUACAAGACCGGCGUCAGCAGACCACUUUUCAGCCACGACUCCCGGGUGCCGCAAGUGCAGGCUGACCUCACACAGGCUGGGGGGGACCUGGUGGUGGGUGUAAGCACCGCCACCCUCACCUACCACAACCUCACUACACGACACUCUGGCGUCUACGAGUGUCGUGUUGACUUCUACAGAUCACCGGCACACACCAGUCUCGUCAACCUUACCGUCGUGGAGCCGGUGAGGAAGGUGGAGAUCAUAGGGAGCGAGGCUGGGGUGACAGGCGGGAGUAGUCUGGGACCCUUCUACCCUGGACACACCCUCAACCUCACCUGUGUUUCUCACCAAGGAUGGCCGCCACCAGUGUUGACGUGGUGGCGGGGAGACAAAAUCCUCAAAAGCUCUCGAGAGGUGACAGCCCCUGGACGUGUGCAGAACGACCUGGUGAUAGAGAACAUCUCGCGCAGCUGGAACAACAACACCCUCACCUGCACCGCUAGCAACACGCGUCUGGCAGCACCCGCUAAAUCCUCCGUCCUCGUACAAAUGUUCUUGAUGCCGUCCAGCGUGAAGGUGGAGAACCCGGGACCAGUGGUGGAGGGUCGCCAGGCUGAACUGCGCUGCCAGGCCUCCGGAGCACAGCCCGCCCCAACACUCUCUUGGAGCAUCAAUGGCACAGCAUCCCCCGCCCGCCAGAGUACGGUGGAGGGAACUGUGGCGUGGUCCAGGCUGGUGGUGAACGUCACUCGUUCCCACAACGGCGUGAAUGUCACCUGCACCGCCACCAACCCCGCCCUCCACGGCCACCACCUCGCCAACACCACCAGUCUCAUCGUUUACUAUCCGCCUUCGGUGUCAAUCUCGCUGGGUCGCUCCCUGCAGCCGGAGUCACUGAAGGAAGGGGAUGACGUGUAUUUUACCUGCACAGUCUCCGCCAGCCCGCCCGCCUCUGCCAUCACUUGGUUCCAUCAAGGUCGUGUGAAGACGCACAACGUGAGCGAGGGUGUGGUGGUGAGCGGUGACUCCCUGGUGCUGCAGAGUGUGAGGCGGCAACAGGCGGGUCAGUACCGCUGUGGUGCCGCCAACCCGCUGGCCAGAGUCGUCAGUGCUCCAGUGCUUCUCAGGAUAAAAUUCGCUCAUUGGGCUGUUAAAGCCGGGACUCUUCUGAACCUUUAG